Molecule: messenger RNA, 3218 nt
Organism: Lates calcarifer (barramundi perch)
Lineage: Eukaryota; Metazoa; Chordata; Actinopteri; Centropomidae
Product: eosinophil peroxidase
Exons: 15
Coding region: 102-2756 (884 amino acids)
Biological process (GO): response to oxidative stress
Molecular function (GO): peroxidase activity; heme binding; protein binding
Source: RefSeq, a predicted model, not a curated record
GUCAUUAAAACCAGCGGCGGAGCUGAUGUGAUGACAGCAGUUGCAGCCUGAAGCUGGAUCCUGCAGAACAUUAACGAUAGCGAGCUUCACCUUUCGGAAAGAUGAAUCGUUUUCUGUGGCUGCUGGCUGCAGGUCUUUACCUAUACUUGCAGUGCCUAGCGAGUGCUGAGUCAGGUUUGAGCAGGAGUGUCAUUGAAAAAGCUGUAAUUGAAGCCAAGGCCACUGUGGACGCAGCAUAUCAGUACUCUAGGAGAGAGAGCAUUAACCGGGUGAGGAGGAAUGCUGCGAAUCCUGCGGACGUCCUGCGCCUGAUGAAGCAGCCUAUUGGGCAAACCCGUAGUGUUGUACGUGCUGCAGACUACAUGGACAUCGCGGUCAAACUGGUGAAGAGAUCGCUAGGAAAUCGUCACAAACGCUCCAUCAAUGCCACAGAUCUGAUCUCUGAUGAGGACCUGCAGGUCGUCGCUGACCUGACAGGCUGCUCUGCCCGGCAUCGUGUCCCCUCUUGCACGACAACUCCCAAUUUAGACAAGUAUCGCACUGCAAGCAGCGUCUGCAACAACAGGGAAAACACCCGCUGGGGAGCCUCCAACAUAGCUUUCACCCGCUGGCUUCCUGCAGAGUACCAGGAUGGUAUCUCUCUUCCUAAAGGCUGGAAUCCAGAGCACAGAGUUAACAAUCAAAUACUGCCUUUGGUGAGGGAAGUGUCCAACCGUAUCCUGAGCACAGCAAAUGCUGAUGUGGAAAGUGACCCACUCUACACUCACCUGGUGACAAUCUUCGGCCAAUGGACUGACCACGACCUGACCUUCACUCCUCACUCUCCUGUGAUCCGCUCAUUCAGUAAUGGAAUCGACUGUGACAAGAGCUGUGAACGCACAGAGCCCUGCUUCCCCAUUGAGAUUCCCAAGAAGGACCCCCGCUUCAGCAAACACCCAGAAGAGUGCAUACCCUUCUUCCGCUCAGCAGCAGGUUGCGGUUCAGGAAACACAGGCUACAUCUUCGGUGCAAGCAAUGUCCGUCAGCAGAUGAACUCUCUCACAGCUUUCAUUGAUGUGGGCCAGGUGUACGGUUCAGAUGAUACUCAAGCUCGCUUCCUCCGGGACCUCACCACGGAUGAGGGCCUUUUAAGAGUCAACAAACUGUACAAUGACAGUGGCCGUGAGCUCCUGCCCUUCACCAACAUGGGUGCUAACAUGUGUGCCACACGAGCCCGCAUUACUAAUGAUGCCGAUGCUGAAGAGGUGCCCUGCUUCCUGGCUGGUGACGGACGCUCCAAUGAGAACAUUGGUCUGACCUCUCUACACACACUUUUGUUGAGGGAGCACAACCGUCUGGCACGUGCUCUGGCCAAACUCAAUCCUCACUGGGAUGGAGAGAGACUCUACCAGGAGGCUCGCAAGAUCAUGGGUGGAUACUUCCAGGUCCUCACCUUCAGAGACUACUUGCUCCACAUUGUUGGUCCGGACUUCAUUGCCAAGCAGCUGUCCACCUAUCCUGGUUAUGAUGACGAAGUGGACCCCAGCAUCUCCAAUGUGUUUGCCACAGCUGCAUACCGAUUUGCUCACCUGAUGGUUCAGCCUUUCAUGUUUCGUCUCGAUGAGAAUUACAAGGAGCACCGUGACUACCCCAGCCCCCUGCUGCACAGAGCCUUCUUUGCACCAUGGAGAGUCAUCUUUGAAGGUGGUCUGGACCCAAUCGUGAGGGGGCUGGUGGGUCGCCAAGCCAAGCUGAACACACAGGAUCACAUGAUGACUGAAGAGCUGAGGGACCGUCUUUUCAAGUUCUCUGCUGACUUGGCGCUUGAUUUGGCUGCUCUUAACUUGCAGAGAGGAAGAGAUCAUGGACUCCCUGGCUACAACAAAUGGCGCAAGUUCUGUGGGCUGUCACAGCCAAAAAAUCUGGCAGAGCUGGCAAAGGUUAUGAACAACACUGAUCUGGCCAAGAAACUUCUGGAUCUCUACGGCACGCCCGACAACAUCGAUGUGUGGCUGGGAGGAGUGGCUGAGCCAUUUGUCCGUGGAGGAAGAGUGGGACCCCUGUUUGCCUGCUUGAUUGCUACUCAGUUUGAAAAGAUCCGCCAGGGAGACCGACUUUGGUGGGAGAACGAUGGAGUCUUCACCGAGGCUCAGAGGAAGUCCCUGAGGGACACGUCACUUGCUCGCAUCAUCUGUGACAACACUGGCAUCACUGAAGUACCUGAAAGACCCUUCCAGUACAGGCCUCGAGGUUCUGGUUACGCCCAGUGUGAAGACAUCCCUGUUUUCGACCUCAGCCCAUGGAAAGAGAAUGGAGGAGACUCAGGCUCAUCCACAGGACCAGCAGGACCCAGAGGGCCACCUGGACCAAGAGGCCCUCCUGGACCCCCCGGGCCUGAAGUGAAGGUUGCAUUCUCCGUGCGUCUGGGCAACAACUUCCCCAAAACUGGCGUGCCCAUGACCUUCCGUGACGUCAUCUACAAUGGACAGAACAGCUAUAAUGUCAAGACAGGGGUUUUCACAUGUGAGCAGCCAGGUGUAUAUGAUUUCCAGUUCCACUGUACGGUCUAUGAGAAUGCUGCCAGUGUGGACCUGCUGCGUAACGGAGAGCUAAUUGUGCACUCAUACACCACCAAGCACACUGGCCACAUCAUAGCCAGCGGCAACGCAUAUGUUAAGCUUAAGAAGGGAGACAAGGUCUGGCUGGUGGCCAACCAUGGAGCCAACGGUGUGACCAGUGACAGUUACUUCUCAGGAAAUCUGCUGUUCACUGAGUAGAAGACUUCUUGAUGCAGCUGCUAACCCACAACAUCCUCAAAACAAUGCAAAUUAAUGUUCAGCAAAUUUUAAAAAAAGGCAAAAUAACACCUUUUUUCGCAGUGAGCCUUGCUGACAGAAAAGCACAUAGUUAAAAUCCUGUGGUAUUUUUUAAUGUUUAAAAGCUUUUGAAUAACAGAACCAUCAUUCUGCACUGAUGCACUGAUGAUGUAAAAGAAAGGGAAAGGGUUGAAAACAAGCUUAAAAAACAAGCAAAAAUGAGCAAAACCCUAGUUGAUAUGUGAUAUUUUAUCAUUUUCUUUUAAUUUAAUCCUUUUGUUGUCUUUUAAAAUUGUCUUUAGCUCUUUUCUGAAAGGUGCACAGCACAGUAAAAUUGUCUGGAAGAUGAAUGCAUUAAUGUGUAAUUAAGUGUAAUACUUUGAGUCACUUUAACUUUGUCAUUAAUAAAUGAUUGUUGAUUAA